Peniophora sp. CBMAI 1063 is the source of this 1029-nucleotide messenger RNA. Lineage: Eukaryota; Fungi; Basidiomycota; Agaricomycetes; Russulales; Peniophoraceae. The record is from the annotation of a GenBank genome assembly.
AUGUCGCGUCCCGUGCCGCACCAAGACUCUGACAUGACAUCUCAAAGCGCGACUUCGUCACGACAAUCCUCUCCAAUGCAAAUCCCGCCUGUUCGCAGUCCACAGCUGUCGCAAUCUGCAGGCCCUUCUGCCACCCGGUUACCUAGUCUGACGCAAUUGAUUCCUUGGAGCGACGAAGAUCCCGUACCAUCGUUUCUGCCUGCUGCAUCAAUCGACCACACGUUUCCGACACAAGGAUCUCGGCCAGAUCAAACUUUUCAACGUUAUCCGCCGGGCCCCGCCGCCCGUCUGCCACCCGUUGCACCAGUGCGCUCAGAUCUUGCAACGCCGCCACCGGUACCGCCACUUCCACUUCCCGGCAAACUGCAGGUACCGGGCUCCCGUCGAGGUCCAGUGAUCCCGCAGCGGAGGUAUCAGCCUCUCACAGCCAGCGACCGGCGACGCUACGUUGAAGAGGUAGAUUUGCAGACAUCUAUACUGUUCAAUUCGUUAGACAGCGAAGGUUUCCCGCUCAAAGACGCUUUGAAUCAUCGCUAUGGAGCAUUAGAGGCCCGCGAAGAGCCAAUGUUCGUGCAGCAUGGGCCUUCGAUCUCCUUGCGGUUGAACUGGCCUGGCUACCAGCCGUGGACGCGUCAGAUACCCACGCGUGAUUUUCGCAAUCCUCCGGGACCCAUUACACGCGACAAACUCACGAAGAAUGUUGCGAAGUCGGUGCAGCGAUUCAUCGAGGAACAGAAGUCCCGAGAGAUCGAGCCUGCAGAGGAACAGUGGCGCGUAGGCGAAGGGUUCAUUGAGCUUGAGGAUCUUCUUCUUCUGCGUUUGGACAACGUCUCCAAAGGUAGCUGGCAGAUCCAGCUCCAACUGGCCAUGCCCCUGGAGAGUAAACAGAGGCGUCUGGACGCCGCUUCACUUCCCGCCAUGCGUUCAAGUCAGACAGGUCCAGCGCCUCCACCUCGACAACUCAGCUGGAAGCACGUAGGUCCAAGUUCAAGCUCAAGUUCGAUGCGGCUGGGAGGUCCGCCUCCAUGA